AGUUAGUUGAAUUCAACCGGGAAAGCGACAUGACCAGCAGCAGCAGCAGCACCCAAGUCAAGGCGUUGGCCUUGUUGACUCUUGUGGGCCUAGUGGCCGGAGCGUGCGCCGCCCUGCACCGGAUACCCGUUCACCGCUCUGGGAAGUAUGUGCGUACCCAACAGAGCCUCAUAGCCGAACGGGAACAUGUGUGGAGGAAAUACAACCUUUUGCAGAGCAAUGUCAGCAGUAACACCAGCAGCAGCAGCAGCAGUAACACCACCACCGCUGGAAACUACACCGUGGAGACCCUGUCGAACGUGUUGAAUUUUCAGUACUUUGGCAACAUCGGCAUCGGAACUCCACCGCAGUAUUUCCUGGUGCAGUUCGACACUGGAUCCUCCAAUCUGUGGAUUCCCAGCGUGAAUUGCCUGAGCAUCGAUUGCUUAUAUCACACAAAGUAUAGCUCCGCGGCUUCCACGACAUAUCAGGCCAAUGGGAGCGCCUUCUCCAUUACCUAUGGCUCGGGCAGUGUGGCGGGGACCCUCUCCACGGAUGUGGUGACAGUGGCUGGGCUGAAAAUUGUCGGACAAACAUUCGGUGAGGCCACCACUGAGACCGGCACUAGCAUGAUGGGCGCCUCGUUCGAUGGCAUCUUAGGCAUGGCCUACUCCAGCUUGGCCGUGGACGGGGUUCAACCGCCCUUCUACAAUAUGUGGAGCCAGAAGCUGGUGGACGCGCCGGUGUUCUCCUUCUACCUAGCCAACAACGGCACCUCAGAGGUCAGCUACGGUGGAGAGCUCAUCUUGGGCGGCUCAGACGCAUCGCUCUAUGCAGGCAAAUUAGUCUAUGCGCCCGUCUCCAGCCAGACCUACUGGCAGUUCCAGGUGGAUGGCGUCGCCCUGGGCGGCACUACCUUGUGCACGUACUGCCAGGCAGUGGCCGAUACGGGCACCUCACUGCUCAUUGCUCCGUACGCCAUCUAUGAGAAGAUCCUUACGAUGCUCAAUCAGCGCAUUAAGUGCGCAGACAUUGCAGAUCUGCCCACCCUGACAUUCACCAUCAGCGGUGUACCCUUCCAGAUCCCGCCCAGUGCGUACAUCGUGUCAUCGGAUGGUUCAUGCACCCUGGGCAUACAGUACAUACAGGGCUCUGAUUUCUGGAUUCUGGGCGAUAUCUUCAUUGGCCGGUACUACACGGAGUUCGAUUUGGGCAACAAUCGCUUGGGUUUUGCCUCCAUGAACUCCGGGAGUGUUCUGGGAGCAGAUAUAUGGAAGAUCUGCUGCCUGGUAGCUCUUUUUGGACUGUGGAAGCUGUUUAACCUGCAAAACUAAACCUUAAAUUUAAUAAUUAAAUUCUUACGAGCAUAUUCCAGGCAGUGAAUCAUAACCCAAAGUAGAUCGAU
This is a messenger RNA of Drosophila guanche, 1384 nucleotides long. Its product is annotated as lysosomal aspartic protease. Gene Ontology annotation, molecular function: aspartic-type endopeptidase activity. Gene Ontology annotation, cellular component: lysosome. The record is from RefSeq and is a predicted model, not a curated record. Gene Ontology annotation, biological process: proteolysis; cell death. NCBI's taxonomy places the organism in Eukaryota, Metazoa, Arthropoda, Insecta, Diptera, Drosophilidae. The coding region runs from base 30 to 1313 and encodes 427 amino acids. The transcript has a single exon.